AUGGUCACUGGGGACGGAGCCGCGACGUCACGCAGGGGGCGUGGCCUGCUCAACCUGUGCGCGCUGAUGUUCGAGGGACUCGAGCGGACGCUGAAUCACAGCGAAGGAAAUGUGAACCAGUGUCACGCGAGAGCGAGUUCUUCCACCGGCUUUGAACCCGGGAAAGCGUGUGUCGAUGAUUCUUACAGCGGUUUGCAACUUCUGCGAUCCACACGGAGCCUGAAGCACUUAAAGAUGAUGCCCAACUUCUUCCCGGUGCGGAAAUUCAAGCGUAACGGCAGAUAUAUUGUGUUUGGCGCGGUGCUGAUGGUCGCGUUACUGGCGGCUUAUCUGGAGUUCAUGGCCAUGAACGAGUGGAGCAGCCCUGGAUCAUCUAAGAGCAGGUGCAUGAAGCAGAAAUGGAACGAGACUACAGCUCACAUCUCUGAAGAUCACAUCUCUGACGAUAAACAUGAUAAAGACAUCUGGACACCAAAAAACACUCAACAGACAUGGAGGGUGGAGGCUCACAUCUCUGACGAUAAACAUGAUAAAGACAUCUGGACACCAAAAAACACUCAACAGACAUGGAGGGUGGAGUAUAAAGGAAUGGCGAAUCUUCACAUCUUUGAGGACUGGUGUGGCACGUCUAUAUCUCAACUACAGAAGAAUCUACAUUAUCCACUAUAUCCUCAUACUCGUACAACUGUGAAGAAACUUGCCGUGUCGCCCAGCUGGACCAAUUAUGGACUCAGGAUAUUUGGAUACAUACAUCCUUAUACCGAUGGUGACUUUCUUUUUGCAGUGGCGUCUGAUGAUAACAGUGAGUUCUGGCUCAGUGAAGAUGAGAAUCCUGACAAUCUGAAGCUCCGCGCUUACGUCGGAAAGACAGGCAGAGAAUGGACUGCACCAGGGGAAUAUGGGAAAUAUGCCAGUCAGAUAUCAGAUCUCAUUCCUCUGCAAAAGAACAAUAAAUAUUUCUUUGAGCUCAUCCACAAACAAAACGAUCAAGGAACAGAUCACGUGGAGGUUGCGUGGCAACUCAAACAGAUCAGGAGUGGAUUUUCAAUCAUCGAUUCCAAGUUCAUCUCCCUCUACACCAAUGAGUCCUCGCUGAAGACAGUAGAUGUGAAUCACAUUCCUCAGACCUUUGCCAGUCAUGUGACUCCGCCCCAGAGGUCGUCUGAGACUCCGCCCCAUGGAGUAGACAUGCUGAGAGCAGAUCCACGUGACUCAUUUCAUCAGGUUCCAUUAUUGGACAGGGCGCGUUUGCAGGGAGUUUUGCCUGAAUGUAUUUAUAACCCCAGCUACAUCAUAAAGGGAUAUCCUCUAAUACGCUACCAGGGCCUGCAGUUUGUGUACCUGACGUACGUGUAUCCUAAUGACUACACACGGCUCACACACAUGGAGAGCGAUAACAAAUGUUUCUACCGUGGGAAUCCAUACUACCUGGAAAGAUACGGCUUCUCAAACUACAUUCAACUGGAUUUGCGUGAAAAUGAGGAGAUAGUCAUCAAAUACAAAGGAGAUGGCAUGCAAGGAAGAGCCAUGAACCUGGGCAGAGAUGAAGAUGAGGGCUUUCAGAAAGCUGGAAAGUAUGAGGAGAAGCAGCAAAUGAAAACUAUGGAGAAGAACAAGGUUCUCCCGGAUUUUGAUGAUUAUUCAAUGAAGAGAGACCGUAAACUGUUUUCUGUUCAGAAACAUGGCAGAAUCAGAAAAAAGAGGGAAGAAUGGGAACUAGACAACAGAUUUCAACAGAUGGACCAAGACAACCAACCUAAGGAAAUCCAAAAACCGCCUGAAGAACCACAGAACCACAAAGAGGAACCACAGCAGCAACCAAGAAAGAAGAAGAAAAGGAGACGUCCUGAACAAAUCCAGCGGGACCAACACUACCUCCAAAACCCACCUUCUGAGGUGAAGAACUAUGACCAGGGAAAAGAAAAACACUCACAGAAUAACGUCAUGGAGAACAUACCUGACCAGCAGAAUCCAGGACCAGCUCAAAGAGAAGCUCACUUGAGGUCAGAGGUGAAACAUCAAGUGGACCAAUCGCUUAAUAAGGAUGGAAAAAUUGAGCUCCACCAACAUAAAGCCAAAUACCGCAACAGUAGUGAUGGAAAUCCAAAUCUUGUUGCAGUUGGAGACAGAAAUAUUCCCGUGGAGAACAUACGAGAAGAAGCCAAUGAAUUGAAGCAAAGAUCAGUGACCAACCCUACCAUGUUGGUUGAGGACCAGAGGGAACGUCAUGACCUUGUGAAUCGGAUGGGUAAGCGAAAAGUCUAUCUAGGAGAACAUGUGGACAAGGCACCCAAGAACUCAUUAGAUGAGGUGAAAGUAAAGAAGGCAAAGCUGAAGAACACUGCAGAUGAACUGCCAUCCUUGAAUGGGAAUGAAGUCAAAGCUGAACCGAUGAAGAGGCUCAAACACCCAAAACAUAAAGCAGAUGAAGCCGUGCAUGGUUUGCAGGACAACCCCGAAAAGGCUGUAGUAGAUGACAACAAUAUUCCCAUCAAGCACAAAGAUGUGGCUCAUCAUCUCCAAAUUACCCAACAUCCACACCAAAACUCAUUGUAUAACGAGACCAAUGAGCGUAAGGCGUUGGUCAUCGCGGCUCCAUCUAACAAAGAAUAUAACAACCGCUGGGGUCACGUGAAUGACAGCAGAAAGGAAAAGGAGAUUCAGGAUAAUGUGAUACAGAUAGAAGAGGUUGAAGAUGGAGGAGGUGAAGAAGACUCUUGGGUGAAUCAGGGUUUCUCGGAGGAAGAAGACUAUGACCUCCUCAACAGGGCUGUGUUUGACGUGGAAGUCAAGUGGUCUCAGACGUUCCAGGCCAAACCCCUAGAUCUGCAUGCCUUGCGCUCCGACUGGAUCGAUCUGAAGUGUAAUGUGUCUGGAAACCUGCUGCUUGAGGAAUCAGAAGCGUUGUCUGUAGUGGAAGCUUUCAUGAAGAAACUAAACAGGAAAUUUCCAAGGCAGUUCUCUCUAGAGCGUAUUGUGAACAUUGAGAAGAAGCCUGAUUAUAAUCGUGGCAGUAGAUAUCUAUUGGAACUGGACUUGCAGGAGGCUUCAGGACGCCACCUGCGCCUGGUUCAGUACAUCUAUGUGAAAAGAACUGAAGAUCGGGGUUUUCACAAAAAGCAAAAUGCUCAGGACGCAGAACUUAAACUUUGCAAUCCGUAUAGCUUCUACUGGAACCCGACUGCUACUGUCCACUUCAUCGUCCCAGUGAAGAACCAGGCCCAUUGGGUGCAGAAGUUUAUUUCAGACAUGGAGGAGAUGUACCGCACCACUGGAGAUCAGAACUUCAACGUCAUCAUUACUGACUAUGAAAGCACUGAUAUGAACAUAGAACAAGCACUACAGAACUCUUAUUUACCCAGGUAUCAGUACCUCAGGUUAAGUGGAAACUUUGAGAGAUCAGCAGGACUGCAGGCAGGAAUAGACCUCAUUUCUGAUGAUCACAGCAUUGUGUUUCUUUGUGACCUGCACAUUCAUUUCCCUCCUGGCUUCAUCGACACUGUGAGAAAACACUGUGUGGAGAGACACAUGGCCUUUGCUCCGAUAGUCAUGAGACUGAACUGUGGCGCUACACCCCUAGAGCCUGAUGGUUACUGGGAGGUCAAUGGCUUUGGUCUUCUGGGUAUUUAUAAAUCAGACCUGGACUCCAUUGGGGGCAUGAACACCAAAGAAUUCACUGACCGCUGGGGUGGAGAGGACUGGGAACUACUGGACAGGAUCAUUCAGGGUGGGCUGGAGGUGGAACGACUCUAUCUGAGGAACUUCUUCCAUCACUUUCACUCAAAGCGUGGAAUGUGGAACCGCCAGAUGCUGCGCAACACGUAAGCAUGUCAACAGUCUCGCCGCUGCUGAUCAGCGGUUACCAUGGCACUUUAAACCUCAGGACAUUCCAGAUGUGUUCCAGAUCACAUCUGACUGAAGGUGAAUGUGAGGUGAUCGUUUAAUGGAAACACAGAGACUCAGGACAAAGAUGUCUGUGAUGUUUGGGUUGAAGAUGAGUUGUGUAACACUGUUGCAUCCAGACCUCUACAGAUCAUUUCCAAAGUUGGACUGUUUCUCCAAAGCUAGCUAUGCUAUCAAGAGUAAAAAAAAAAAACUUUAAAGGAACUGAUACAAGUUAUUGAUGGCUUCAGCAUCUCUUUGGUGUUGUUGUCACUUCCAGGUCAAUAAAAUGCCUUCAGUCGUGUCUGGCUGAGUAUUCUAUUCUAACAGACAGAAAUGUGAAGUUCAAUGAGAUGUAUAUACUGAGAAAAUGUGUAUUUAUUCAGGUAGGUAAGUGUCUUGGGUGAGGGUUGACUUUGCUCAUUGUUACAUAUGUUUUAUGCUGUGUGACCUCUUAGGGACUGAAAGCCAAAACCAAAGAGAUGUGCAAUAUUCACAGAGCGUGUUGGUCUAAGAAAGUCAAUUCAUUCAGGUUAGAAAUGCUGUUGUGUUUUCAAGUCAAUCUCACAAAGCCUGUCAAGAACACGUCUUGGUCAUAUAUCAUCCUCAAAAUACAAAAGAAAUUACAUUUUGUUAAAAGAAUAAUUUUUCAGUAAUUUUCAUAAAUAUU
This is a messenger RNA of Sinocyclocheilus grahami, 4552 nucleotides long. RefSeq names its product beta-1,4-N-acetylgalactosaminyltransferase 3-like. Gene Ontology annotation, cellular component: Golgi cisterna membrane. Lineage: Eukaryota; Metazoa; Chordata; Actinopteri; Cypriniformes; Cyprinidae. The record is from RefSeq and is a predicted model, not a curated record. The transcript has 22 exons. Gene Ontology annotation, molecular function: acetylgalactosaminyltransferase activity. Bases 1 to 3825 code for a protein of 1274 amino acids.